UUCUUCUUUAAUCAGAUCACAAACAUAGCUGAAGGAGGCCGGUUUAGGCGAUACAAGUAUACAACCCGGAUCCAAAUAACCAAUUCACAUCUGCAACUGAUUCGAAAGGAUUAACAAGGUGGUAGACAUUAUGCCUGGUCAAAAGAUUGAAAUAAGUCACGAAGGUAUCAUCCAUGAUGUCAGCAUGGAUUACUAUGGAAAGCGUGUGGCAUCUGCCUCCUCUGAUGCCACUGUUAAGAUAAGCAGUGUAGGCUCACAACACCUUGCCACUUUGACUGGUCAUAAUGGGCCUGUUUGGCAGGCUGCUUGGGCCCAUCCUAAGUUCGGGUCACUUCUUGCAUCGUGUUCAUACGAUGGCACUGUGAUUAUUUGGAAAGAAGGGAAUUCAAACAAUUGGACACCGGUUCAUACCUUCAAUGACCAUAAGUCAUCGGUAAACUCAAUUGCAUGGGCACCUCACGAGCUUGGUCUUGUCUUGGCUUGUGGGUCUUCUGACGGGAAUAUCUCGGUUCACACUGCCAGGUCAGAUGGUGGGUGGGACACCACAAAGAUAUACCAAGCUCACCCUGUAGGAGUCACCUCGAUUACAUGGGCCCCUUCAAUGGAGCCAGGCUCGUUAAUCGGUUCUGGUGAGUUUGACCCGGUUCAGAAACUGGCUUCUGGUGGUAAUGAUAACACUGUGAAAAUUUGGAAGUUCUCUAAUGGAGAAUGGAAAUUAGACUGCGCUUCAGCCCUUAAAAUGCACACUGAUAUGGUGCGGGAUGUGGCUUGGGCUCCAAGUCUGGGCCUUCCAAAGUCCACGAUUGCAAGUGGGUCACAGGAUGGUACAGUUGUGAUAUGGACUCUGGGAAAAGAAGGCGGCGAAUGGAAGGGUAAGGUGUUAAAUGACUACAAGGCCCCUGUUUGGAGGGUCUCUUGGUCUCUUACUGGAAACUUGUUGGCUGUCGCUUCUGGGGACAAUAAUGUCACUUUAUGGAAAGAAGCUGCUGAUGGAGAAUGGCAAGAAGUGACCACUCCCACCGAAUAAUUUUAUUUUUAUGUUUUCCUUUCCAGGACAUACAUAAUUUUGAGUCUUUUCGUUUGUUAACUUUUAUGACUGGUGCUGUUUUGAAUUUGCAAAAUGAUUUAUGUGAUUACUUUUUUUAUUCAA
Molecule: messenger RNA, 1150 nt
Organism: Erigeron canadensis
Lineage: Eukaryota; Viridiplantae; Streptophyta; Magnoliopsida; Asterales; Asteraceae
Product: protein transport protein SEC13 homolog A-like
Exons: 2
Coding region: 131-1027 (298 amino acids)
Biological process (GO): protein import into nucleus; COPII-coated vesicle budding
Cellular component (GO): nuclear pore outer ring; COPII vesicle coat
Molecular function (GO): structural molecule activity; protein binding
Source: RefSeq, a predicted model, not a curated record